Messenger RNA from Mesocestoides corti, 603 nucleotides. The record is from the annotation of a GenBank genome assembly. NCBI's taxonomy places the organism in Eukaryota, Metazoa, Platyhelminthes, Cestoda, Cyclophyllidea, Mesocestoididae.
AUGGUCAGCAGUGAAUGGCGAUGGCCGCACGGUGGCCGCGAAUAGAUCCCGAAGCAUGGACGAGUCGCAUUCUUGGGGAUGGAGUUGGGAGUUUCAAUGUGGGAGAUCUCACCCAGACACUGGCGUCGUCUCCACCUGUAUCGACUGACUCCACAGUUUUUUUUGCGGCAUGAACUCAUCACCGACCAAGUAGACCAUAUUCCACGAGGCGUUUCGCAGUAUGUACCUUACAAAGAAAGGAAGUUAUACCUAGAUCAAGACGUAGCCCCUGACUCCCUCCCACCCCAGCCCAUCAACGGAGCAGGUAUACAGGCAAAGCACACGCACUUAUUAUUGCCCGUGCCUGCAUUACGCCCCCUGCUGUGGCCGGCUUAUCACACCUCCGAUCUCAACACAGGAUGCGUGCUUUCGCUCUCGAAGUGCGGCCGUGCAUCCACAAAUCAGUGCUCAAUGCGAGCUCGCGCGUGCACGUGCGGCGCGCACACCCUGAUCGGUGCUCCCGGUGUGCGCGCGUUGGUUUUCCCUCCCUCUCACCACCCAUUAGUGUCUCGCAUCGUUUCUCUCGUCGUGCUGCUGGUGCUAUCAGCGUUCUGCAAUCGCUAG